Molecule: messenger RNA, 741 nt
Organism: Plenodomus lingam JN3
Lineage: Eukaryota; Fungi; Ascomycota; Dothideomycetes; Pleosporales; Leptosphaeriaceae
Source: RefSeq, a predicted model, not a curated record
AUGAACGGCUGGCUCGUCUUCGCCAUCGUCCUGGUACUGCUCCUCUCCGGCUCCUACUUUGGCUGGUACUUUUACGCCCGCUGGAACGCCAAUCGCAAUGGCCUCCCCCCACCCUCUAUGAACCCCCUCGUUGCCUUUUCCAGCUCCUCUGGCGCCGCCAGUGCUUCAAACUACCCGGGCCCUGCGCCCGUUGGUAUCAAAGGUUGGCUCAGCGCCCAGGUGUACAAGUUCAAGAACCGAAAUAACCGCUACACGACUGGUGGCGGCUUCGAAGAGCCUGCCUAUGGCGCUGGCGCGACACGCGGUCGUGGUGCGGGCAGCCGACUGGAUCCAGACGAGGCAUGGAGUUCUCGUGUCGGCGACGAAGCCUACUACGAGGAGCAGGAACUUGGCCUUCACGAACCGGCCUCUACCCAUGCCCAGUCUUCAAAUCCGUACCAGAGUACCACGGCGUAUGGCGGCGCUUCCGCUGGUCUGUCGCAAGAACCGAGCCGUGGACGGAGUCGGCAGCGCGACUCAUACGAUGAACAGCUCGAUGCGCAGAGUGCGCGGAAUCCGUUUGGCGACGACAAUGCGACGAGUUUGAGGGGCGUCAGUCCUCGGCCUUUGGGCGGAGAAGAUACAAGUUACCAUGGGGGCGCGAGCACGACGGCACCCAAGCAUAAGAAGCCAGGAAGUGUGAAUAGCACGGAUAACAGUCCGACGGAGAGUCGGAGGAGCGUCUUUAGAGAAGGUUUAUGA